This is a messenger RNA of Cricetulus griseus (Chinese hamster), 1296 nucleotides long. NCBI's taxonomy places the organism in Eukaryota, Metazoa, Chordata, Mammalia, Rodentia, Cricetidae. The record is from RefSeq and is a predicted model, not a curated record.
UGUUAAUUAACUUUGAAAAUUAUUCUUUCUGCAGCUUCGAGACUGUAUCCAGAAGACCUUGAAUGAGUGGAGUUCCCAGAUCAGCCCCGAUUUGGUCAGGGAGUUUCCAGAUGUCUUGGAAUGCACUGUGUCUCACGCAGUUGAGAAGAUAAACCCCGAUGAAAGAGAGGAAAUGAAAGUUUCUGCAAAACUGUUCAUUGUAGGAUCGAAUUCUUCAUCAUCAACUAGAAGUGCAGUUGAUAUGGCGUGCUCCGUCCUGGGAGUCGCACAACUGGACUCUGUCAUCAUUGCUUCACCUCCCAUUGAAGAUGGAGUUAAUCUUUCCUUGGAGCAUCUGCAGCCUUACUGGGAGGAACUAGAAAACCUAGUUCAGAAUAAGAAAAUUGUUGCUAUAGGCACCUCUGACCUAGACAAAACACAGCUGGAGCAGCUGUACCAGUGGGCACAGGUAAAACCAAAUAGUAAUCAAGUUAAUCUUGCCUCCUGCUGUGUGAUGCCACCAGAUUUGACUGCAUUUGCUAAACAGUUUGACAUACAGCUACUGACUCAUAAUGACCCAAAAGAGCUGCUUUCAGAGGCAAGUUUCCAAGAAGCCCUUCAGGAGAGCAUCCCUGACAUCGAAGCCCAGGAAUGGGUGCCACUGUGGCUGCUGAGAUACUCUGUCAUUGUGAAAAGCAGAGGAAUCAUCAAGUCAAAAGGCUACAUUUUACAAGCCAAAAGAAGGGGAUCGUAACUACAACUCAAGCUCAGUGCUUACUGACCCGUGUUUAUCUCAAACAGAAGAUAAAAAUUCCACAAGAUCAAAUUGAAAUGUGUAAAAUCUAGCUGUUGCCUAUAGGAAGUGUCAUUGAGGCACGUGAUGUUUUGGCAAUGUGUUGUCAAGUUUCGAAUACUUCUCUUGCCUCCGCAUCAGCACAGUCACAGGAACUGCUGUACUGUUUUCAUUAAACUAUUGUUUUCUAACUGAAAUUGUCUAUAAAGAAAAAUACUUGCAAUAUAUUUCCUUUAUUUUUAUGAGUAAUAGAAAUCAAGAAAAUUUGUUUUUAGAUAUAUUUUGGCUUAGGCAUCAGGGUGAUAUAUAUACAUAUUUUUUAUUUCCAAGAUUCAUUAAUUGCUUCUUACUCUAUACUUCUAUACUCUAUAACUAAGCAAUUAAAUUACAGUUGAUAAAAUAGAUACUGGAAGAUAUUUUUUCCUGUUAUUGGCAAAGUAACCUAUCUCAGUGUAACUACAGCAGCUAGGAUCUACUAGUAAUGUAAAUAAAAUUCAUUCUUUGAUCCAUGAAUGGAAACUUAA